CAAUUACAAAUGUGGCAUUGAGAAUCUCCCAGCAGCGGUGAUUGCGGGGCCAAACAAUGACUAUUGCCUUCACAUGUCAACAAUCCUGUAUAUAUACAAGAUGUCACAACUCAUCUUUGGAUCAUCUCCUGUGGUGAAUAAGGAAGUACAAAGCCAUUUCUUCCACCGCAUGUUCCCAAACAUUGGUUAUCAGUAUGAAGGGCUUGUCCAGUUACUCUUGCAUUUCAACUGGAUAUGGAUUGGUGUAGUUACUAUGGAUGAUGAUACUGGAGAGGGAUUUGUACAAAACGUUCUUCCUACAUUUGCUCAGAAAGGAAUUUGCUUCCAAUUUGUAGCAAAGUUGCCCCAAAUUGCCUUUUCUGAUGGAAUUCAGAAAUUAAUAAAUGAAUUUGAUGAAAUGAUUAAGAUUAUUGCUGGAAGUACUGCCAGUGUGGUGGUUGUGCAUGGCGAAAUUCAUAGCGUUAUGGUAAUAAGAUUCAUGGAAAAUAUUGCACAAUUGACUGAUACACCCCUGCAAAGCAGCCCAAAAGUUUGGAUUAUGACAGCUCAGAUGGAGUUUUCUUCACUCUCUUCUCAUAGACGCAUGAGUAUGCAUUUCCUUCAUGGGGCUCUAUCCUUUGCAGUUCAUUCAAAGGAACCUUCAGGAUUCAAACAGUUUCUACAGAUACGAAACCCUGCCUUAGAAAAAGAAGACAAGUUUUUGUGGGCUUUCUGGGAAGAGGCAUUUAACUGUUUUUUAUCUGAUCAUUUGUUGGGUGAGGAAGAUAAGCCACCCUGCACUUGGAAGGAGAAGUUCGAGACUCUUCCUGUGUCUGUUUUUGAAAUGAGCAUGACCAGCCAUAGCUACAGUGUCUACAAUGCUGUCUAUGCAGUUGCACAUGCUUUGCAGGCCAUGUAUUCAUCCAAAUUCAAGCACAAUUCAGUGCUGAAUGGCAGAAGAAAGGAACUUUGGAAUAGACACCCAUGGCAGAUCCACCACUUUCUGAGAAGAGUUGCAUUUAAUAACAGUGCUGGGGAAGAGGUUUCCUUCAAUCAAAAUGGGGAAAUAUUAACACAAUUCGAUAUUAUCAACUGGAUCACAUUCCCAAAUAGAACUUUUGCUAGAAUGAAAGUUGGGACAAUGAAUCCCCACGGUCCUGUAGACAAGAUGUUCACCAUUCAAGAUGAUGCCAUUACAUGGCCCAGACUCUUCAAUCAAACAUUACCUGUCUCUAGGUGUAAUGAUAAAUGCCGGUUGGGAUUUAGUAAAAGAAAGAAGGAAGGAGAACAGUUUUGCUGUUAUAAUUGCUUUCCAUGUCCAGAGGGCAAGAUUUCCAACCAGACAGACACGGAUGCAUGCUUUGAAUGCCCUGGAUAUCAGUAUCCAAACGAUGACAAGGAUGGAUGUCUCCCCAAAGGUAUUACCUUCUUGUCCUUUGGAGAACCCUUGGGGAUCAUUUUAACUGUGUUUGCUCUCAAAUUUUCUCUCAUCACAAUCUUCAUUCUGGGCAUCUUCAUGAAGUACAAGGACACUCCCAUUGUCAAAGCGAACAAUAAGAACCUCACCUACAUUCUCCUGACUUCCCUCCUGCUUUCCUUCCUUUGUACUCUGCUAUUCUUUGGCCGACCUGGAAAGGUGGUAUGCCUCCUUCAACAAGCUGCUUUCGGCAUGAUUUUCUCAGUGGCGCUGUCUUCCAUUUUGGCCAAAACCAUCACCGUCAUUCUAGCUUUUAUCGCCACCAAGCCAGGUUCCAGGAUAAGGCAAUGGAUGGGGAAGAGAUUGACAUAUUCCAUUGUUGUUUCUUGCUCCCUUUUUCAAGCUACUAUUUGUAGCAUCUGGCUGAUCACCUCUCCUCCAUUCCCAGACCUUGACAUGUACUCAGUGACUCAAACAAUUGUACUCAAAUGCAAUGAAGGUUCAGGCGGUAUGCUUUAUGCUCUUUUGGGUUUCAUGGGUUUCCUCGCUCUUGUCAGCCUCACUUUGGCUUUCUUAGCCCGGAAGUUACCCGACAGUUUUAAUGAGGCCAAGUUUAUCACCUUCAGCAUGUUGGUCUUUUGCAGUGUUUGGCUGUGCUUCAUUCCAACAUACCUGAGCACGAAGGGCAAAAAUAUGGUGGUUGUGGAGAUUUUCUCUGUCUUGACUUCCAGUUUUGGUUUAUUGGGCUGUAUCUUUGCACCAAAAUGCUACAUUAUUUUAGUGAAGCCUGAGCUGAACAUGAAGGAGCAACUAAUAAAAAGAAGAAAUUAA
Anolis sagrei ordinatus is the source of this 2227-nucleotide messenger RNA. Lineage: Eukaryota; Metazoa; Chordata; Lepidosauria; Squamata; Anolidae. The record is from RefSeq and is a predicted model, not a curated record.